Molecule: messenger RNA, 2067 nt
Organism: Galeopterus variegatus (Sunda flying lemur)
Lineage: Eukaryota; Metazoa; Chordata; Mammalia; Dermoptera; Cynocephalidae
Gene: ZNF10
Product: zinc finger protein 10
Exons: 5
Coding region: 164-2038 (624 amino acids)
Biological process (GO): regulation of transcription by RNA polymerase II
Cellular component (GO): nucleus
Molecular function (GO): RNA polymerase II cis-regulatory region sequence-specific DNA binding; DNA-binding transcription activator activity, RNA polymerase II-specific
Source: RefSeq, a predicted model, not a curated record
UACCAUAAUUUUAAAAAUUAUGUAAUAUGCAAAAACCAUUGAAUUUCACAGUUUAAAUAGUGAGCUAUAUCUCAAUAAAGCUGUUUAAAAAAACCCCAAAGGCACAAUACAUUGUCAGAUGUACAAAAGCUGCAAGAAUUUAUCACCAGCAGUGUGACAAGAAAUGUUAAAGAAUGUCUUUCAGGGAGAAAGGAAACCAAAUGGAAGUCUGGAUCUACACAAAGGAAUGAGCAGUACUGGCAAUGGUAACUACAUAGCUUCACCUUCUCAAGACUCUCUUGUUAUUCAAGAAAAUAUCAUCAAGAACCAGGAGGGCAUGGAAGCUGAGUCACUAACUGCCCAGUCCCGGACACUGGUGACCUUCAAGGAUGUACUUGUGGACUUCACCAGGGAGGAGUGGAAGCUGCUGGACACUUCUCAGCAGGUCAUGUACAAAGAUGUGAUGUUGGAGAACUAUAAGAACCUGGUUUCUUUGGGACAUCAGCUUUGUAAGCCAGACGUGAUCCUCUGGUUGGAGAAAGGGGAAGUGCCCUGGCUACUGGAGAGAGAGAGUCACCCAGAGACCUAUCUAGAUUCAGAGACUGCAGUUGACAUUAAAUCAUCAGUUUCCAGUAAGAGCUUUUCUAAAGAUAAACAGACCUGUGACAUUAAAAUGGAAGGAAUAGCAAGGAAUGAUCUCUGGUAUUUGUCAUUAGAAGAGGUUUGGAAAUGUGAAGACCAGUUGGACAAAUAUCAGAAAAACCGGGAGAGACAUUUGAGGCAAGUGGCAUUCACCCAAAAGAAAGUACUUACUCAGGAGACAGUCUGUGAAAGUGGUAAAUAUGCAGGGGACUGUCUUCUUCCUGCUCAGCUAGUACUGAGAGAGUAUUUCCAUAAACGUGACUCACAUACUAAAAGUUUAAAACAUGAUUUAGUUUUUAGUGGUCUUCAGAAAAGUUGUACAAGUAACAGUAAUGAAUGUGGUCAAACCUUCUGCCAAAACAUUCACCUUAUUCAAUUUGCAGGAACUCACAUAGGAGAUAAAUCCUACAAAUGCCCUAAUAAUGACAACUCUCUUACUCAUGAUACAUCCCUUGGCAUAUCAAAGGGCACACAUAGAGAGAAACCCUAUGAAUGUAAGGAAUGUGGAAAAUUCUUCAGCUGGCGGUCUAAUCUUACUAGACACCAGCUUAUUCAUACUGGAGAGAAACCCUAUGAAUGUAAAGAAUGUGGGAAAUCUUUCAGCCGUAGUUCUCACCUCAUUGGACAUCAAAAGACUCAUACUGGUGAGGAACCCUAUGAAUGUAAAGAAUGUGGAAAAUCCUUUAGCUGGUUCUCACAUCUUGUUACCCAUCAGAGAACUCAUACAGGAGACAAACUAUACACAUGUAAUCAGUGUGGGAAAUCUUUUGUUCAUCGCUCCAGACUUAUUAGGCACCAGAGGACUCAUACUGGAGAGAAACCUUACGAAUGUCCUGAAUGUGGGAAAUCUUUCAGACAGAGCACACAUCUCAUUCUGCAUCAGAGAACUCAUGUUAGAGUGAGGCCCUAUGAAUGUAAUGAAUGUGGGAAGUCUUACAGCCAGAGAUCCCACCUUGUUGUGCAUCAUAGAAUUCACACUGGACUGAAACCUUUUGAGUGUAAAGAUUGUGGAAAAUGCUUUAGUCGGAGCUCUCAUCUUUUCUCACAUCAGAGAACCCACACUGGAGAGAAACCAUAUGAAUGUCUUGAUUGUGGGAAAUCCUUCAGCCAGAGUUCUGCCCUCAUUGUGCAUCAGAGAAUUCAUACUGGAGAGAAACCAUACGAAUGUUGUCAGUGUGGGAAAGCCUUCAUCCGGAAGAAUGACCUCAUUAAACAUCAGAGAAUUCAUAUUGGAGAAGAGACCUAUAAAUGUAAUCAGUGUGGCAUUAUCUUCAGCCAGAACUCUCCAUUUGUAGUACAUCAGAUAGCACAAACUGGAGAGCAGUUCUUAACAUGUAAUCAGUGUGGGACAGCACUUGUUCAUAUCCCUAACCUGAUUAGAUAUCAGACCAAUCAUAUUAGAGAAAAUACUUACUAAUGUAAUGAAUAUGGAAGAUUCUUCACAAA